AAUUUGACAGUUAAGUUUCUCUGCUAAUCCUGUAUUGAGGAAACUCCCACUGCUGCCAGAAUCGAUUAGAAUGAUCAGCACCUGAUUUCCCACCAAUGCUCGCAAGCGAAUUGUUUCAGAAUCAUCCUUGCCCGCAAUGGCAUUCAUGGAUAAGCUCAAUUCCUUGGCGUUCUCCAUGUCUUGUAUUUCCAGUAAGUUCAGGACUUCAUCUGCAAUGAUCUCCGCUUCUUUUUCCACUGUUAAGGCAUGCAGCUCUGCCUUUUUUGCACACUGGUGUGUGGGAGAGUAUGGGUCUCCACACUUGAAACAUUGGUUGUUUGCAGUCUGUACUCACGGAGUUGACGAUCACGCCAGAACUCCCCAUUGCCCACCUUCACGGAUGGUUUUCCUUGCUCUGGCCGUGCUGGAGCAGCCUCUUGUCGGUUGUGCUGAUAUGUUUUCCCUGUCCAACGUUUUGCAUCUGCCAAAACCUCCUCCUGAACCAGUGCUAGAAGAAUGGCUCGCUCGACAGUUUCAGGACAGGGUCUCAAAUUGCAUCUGAUAUUCUGCUACAGAACCUUUUUGUUUGAGUGCAAGCAACUGUUUCAUAUAACGCCUAUGAUCAUCAGCGCCAAAUUUCUCUUCUACCGCAGACAUCAGUGCUGGCCAGGUACUUAUUUCAUGCCUUAACCGAUAAGACUUCAACCAUAA
Messenger RNA from Lolium rigidum, 690 nucleotides. RefSeq lists its product as uncharacterized. The record is from RefSeq and is a predicted model, not a curated record. The transcript is spliced from 2 exons. Bases 137 to 541 code for a protein of 134 amino acids. NCBI's taxonomy places the organism in Eukaryota, Viridiplantae, Streptophyta, Magnoliopsida, Poales, Poaceae.